AUAUUUUAUUGAUAACUUGCUAUGCAUGUCUUCUGGCAUCUACUCGCUUGAUGAGACUCUUCUUUUCAGCAAUUUGCAGCUAAUCUUGCCACAAUAUAGAAUGGACUAGCUAAUGAGAGAAACAUGGCAUAGGAUGAAACUAUAGAGUGAAAGCUGACAAAUGAAAUGUGUGUUACCGUUUGUUUUAUGAAAUGUGUGAUAUAGUGUGCAACUAAUCAGUUUUUCUGUAAGGUGUGCUCUUCAAAAAAAAAAUUUGUACUACACUAUUAUGUCACGUUGUUGAAUUGUAUAGGUUAAGGUCGGACAUGAUGGGUUGGCUCUUAUUUCAAAAAACAAACGGAAGGUAGCAGAACCAUUGGACUUUUUCAUGACGUGGGAAUUUGUAUUGUAAUAACGGAAAGUUGACAUGGAUUUAGUCACUGCAUCCUAAAGACACUUCCAACAUAUGGUUGAUAAUCACAACGCCCCGUCGCGCGCGUCCUCUUCUUCCUUCCCUGCCCGCCCGCGGCCCGCCGUCAUGCGUGUCCUCCUCUGCCCGGUCACCGGCGUGUUCGUCGUCCUCCUCCGCCCGCCUUCGUGCGUCGUCGUCCUCUUCGGAUCCAAGGUCUUCAGCACCUCCGGCGGCAGAAGCAGGGGUGGAGGGGGCAAGGGGGGCGGCGGCGCCAAGCCAUCUCCCCCUCGCUUCUGCCGUCACCCUCCCCCCGCUACCUUCUCCUUCACCGGGGUGCUCCUCUCCGCGCGCCACCUCUUCAGAGCUCACGCCGGAGCAGAAGGCCGAGCUCGUGAUGUCGCUGAAGAACAAGCUGGAGGGGUUGGUCGUGCAGCACAUGGAUGUGCUCGAGAGUCUCACCCCCAAGGGAUUGCUUCCUAAGAGCCUAUUACAAUCCAUGUAUGUCUCUUUCCUGGCUGGCUGCUUCCGAAGAAGCACAUGGAUUUUCUCAGCACUAGUUCGAGUAGGAGAAGAGGAUGGUGCGGCACAGCAGCGCGCAGCGGAUAGAGGCUGUGCUGCGAACCAGCGAUGGGGCAUGGCAGCGGCGGCAACACCACAGUCUAUCAUCCAGCGUUCAUCUCCUUCAGAUGCCUUCUCUCCGGGUAUAAAGAAUUUCACUGUUUUGAUUGAGCUUGACUUGUUAGACAACAAUAUAACAGCGCUCCCAGCAGAGCUGGGAUUGCUUGAGCCUAACCUGCAAGUGUUGAAACUUGAUGGGAAUCCGCUUAUAAGGUAUCUGCCAAGGAGAUAUCAGCCCACUCUUGUGAAGGAACGUCAAGGGAUUGGAGCAGGUCGGCGGGAUGGAGGGCCUCCAUUUUGUUGCGCUGGCACGUCGCAUAGGAACGCACGAAGUCGUACACCACGGUCCUGUCAUUGUCGAUGAUGAAGUCCAACCGGAGGCGUUGCAUCGUUUUCUGGAUCCCAAUUUGUGCAUUGUUUAGAAAAAAAUGUCUAGGUACCUAAUUGGAGUAAAAAGGGUUACAUAUUUGGUGCACCUAAUUUGUUAAAUUCUAUUCCACAUUACUAAUA
Panicum virgatum (switchgrass) is the source of this 1519-nucleotide messenger RNA. RefSeq lists its product as uncharacterized. The record is from RefSeq and is a predicted model, not a curated record. The coding region runs from base 786 to 1373 and encodes 195 amino acids. The transcript is spliced from 9 exons. Lineage: Eukaryota; Viridiplantae; Streptophyta; Magnoliopsida; Poales; Poaceae.